This is a messenger RNA of Calypte anna (Anna's hummingbird), 2856 nucleotides long. It is a transcript of the gene PI4K2A, whose product is annotated as phosphatidylinositol 4-kinase type 2 alpha. Gene Ontology annotation, molecular function: 1-phosphatidylinositol 4-kinase activity. The record is from RefSeq and is a predicted model, not a curated record. Lineage: Eukaryota; Metazoa; Chordata; Aves; Apodiformes; Trochilidae. Gene Ontology annotation, biological process: phosphatidylinositol phosphate biosynthetic process; Golgi organization; endosome organization. Gene Ontology annotation, cellular component: lysosomal membrane; trans-Golgi network; endosome.
GGGGGCGCACGAUGGACGAGACUAGCCCGCUGGUGUCUCCGGAGCGGCUGCAGGCCCCCGACUACGGGCUGCCGGGAGGGGCCGUGCGCGCCCCGCCGCCCGCCGUCCCCCCCCGCCCCCGCCGCCGUUCCGCCGCCACGCCUUCGCCUCCCGCCUCACCCGGCGGCCGCGACCGCGAGCGGCAGCCGCUGUUGGAGCGGGGGGCGCGGGGCCCGGCGGCGGCGCAGGCCCAGGCGCAGGCCCAGACGGCGGCGCAGGCCCAGGCGGCGGCGGCGGCGGCGCAGCGGGAGCGGAACGACUUCCCUGAGGACCCCGAGUUCGCUGAGGUGGUGCGGCGGGCCGAGCUUGCCAGCGAGCGCGGCAUCUUCCCCGAGCGCAUCUCGCAGGGCUCCAGCGGCAGCUACUUCGUCAAGGACCCGCAGGGGAAAAUCAUUGGUGUCUUCAAGCCCAAGAAUGAGGAGCCUUAUGGGCAACUGAACCCCAAGUGGACCAAGUGGCUGCAGAAGUUGUGUUGCCCAUGCUGCUUUGGGAGAGACUGCCUCGUCCUCAAUCAGGGAUACCUGUCAGAGGCGGGUGCCAGCCUGGUGGACCAGAAACUGGAACUCAACAUUGUUCCCCGCACAAAGGUGGUGUAUCUGGCCAGUGAGACCUUUAACUACAGUGCUAUUGACAGGGUGAAGUCCCGGGGGAAGAGGUUGGCCCUGGAGAAGGUGCCGAAGGUCGGACAGCGCUUCAACCGCAUUGGUCUGCCUCCCAAGGUGGGCUCCUUCCAGCUCUUUGUGGAAGGCUACAAGGAUGCUGACUACUGGCUGCGUCGGUUUGAAGCAGAGCCUCUCCCAGAAAACACCAACCGGCAGCUGCUGCUGCAGUUUGAGAGGCUGGUGGUGCUGGACUACAUCAUCAGGAACACAGAUCGGGGCAAUGACAACUGGCUCAUCAAGUACGACUGUCCCCUGGACAGUGUGGGUGUGCGGGACAGCGACUGGGUGGUGGUGAAGGAGCCCAUCAUCAAACUGGCUGCUAUAGACAACGGUUUGGCCUUUCCUUUGAAACACCCGGACUCCUGGAGAGCAUAUCCAUUCUACUGGGCAUGGCUGCCUCAGGCCAAAAUCCCCUUCUCACAGGAGAUCAAGGACCUGAUUCUUCCCAAGAUCUCAGACCCCAAUUUUGUCAAGGACCUAGAAGAAGAUCUGUAUGAGCUCUUCAAGAAAGACCCUGGCUUUGACAGGGGACAGUUUCACAAGCAGAUUGCUGUCAUGAGAGGCCAGAUCCUGAACCUAACUCAAGCACUGAAAGAUGGGAAGAGCCCCUUACACCUUGUUCAGAUGCCACCUGUGAUUGUGGAAACAGCACGUUCUCACCAGCGUGCCACCAGCGAGUCCUACACUCAGAGCUUCCAGAGCCGCAAACCUUUUUUCUCAUGGUGGUAGCUGUGGGAGCCCCGGGCGGGGCUUGGCCACCUCGGACUAGCACUGCGAGAGGAGCUGGGCUACCACAAGCUCCCGUGGCUGGGACUGAGCCUUCUGGGUAGAGCAAGCAGGUGCGGCUGGAGGAAUCUGCAGCCAGACUGGAGGUGCUAGGCAGGUUGGGCAUGGUCCCUCCCCAGCUCUGUCGGAGCUUGGUGCCCUGCCUGGGGCAGAGCUCGGGGUGAAGUGUGGGAAUCCAUUGGGAACCAUGAUGAGGCUGGGACCCUGCCCCUCUUCCUCAGCCUGCAUGCAGUUCUGAGCACCCCUUCUUGGGGCUGGGAUGAGCAGGCUGCCCAGGCCAGGAUCCGUCCAGUCCUUUACACAAGCCACUGGCCCUCUUCAUCCCCACCGUGCUGGCUGUCAGGAAGGCCUGUAGCAGGUUAUACUCCUUCCCUUUCCCCAAGGGUGUGCUGUAUUCCUCCAUUGCCUCUCCUCUGUCCCAGCCCUGUGCACGCUGCUUUCCUCAGGGGGAGUUCCUGUUGCCUGAUGGUGCAGCAGGGACCACAAUGAAUGGCUUGUUCUCUGGAUGGAGGUUCAAGGAGGGGACAUAUGAGGGACAACUCAUGGGGCUUGCUUGGGGGUAGUUAGACACUAAGGGGAAAGAGCUCAUCCUUUUGAAGAUUAAGCAGCUCUGGGAGGAGCUGUAGAUUAGUGCCCAUCUCGUGAGAGCCCCUCAAAAAAAUGGAGAGGGAUGAGGGUGGGUGUGAGCACCCUCUCCCCUUUUGCUGCCCCAAUCCAUCCCUCCUGCCAGGUCUCCAUGGCUGCCCUUGCUUGGCUUUUCCCCCUGCUCCCAGCAAGCUCCUUGGCUGCUGUGCAGCCAGUGUGGUGCCAGCCCUGUCUGUGCCUCGAGGGGUAGGGGUCUGCUGGAGAAGGGCUGCAGGGGCUCUUCAGCUGCAUGGGUGGGAGGCAUGAUGGGAGCACAGGGGGAGCCAGCAUGGGCUCCUGGCUGCCUUGGUGCUGACAAUCUUGCAGGCCUGUGGUGAGUGGGCAAGGCAGCAAGCUUCUCUCUCCUCAGAAGCUGCUGAGCUUGUGUUGUAUGAAACGGUUCUAAGGCUGCUGCCUGCAUCUGCUUGCCUUGAGCUGUGGCUUCUCCUGCUGUGGGGGAAAGCUGAUGAUGGGUCUUCCUUUACUGUUAGCCCAUCUUUGGGGAUGGGGGAGGAACAAAAGUGGGCUGGGGCUCUGCUACUUGGGCCUGGGAGGGUAGAACAGCUCCCUAGUUUCCUGUAUGGGGAGGGGGCUCUGCACUGGCUGUGAAAGCACAGGGGAAGGCAGCAGCAAGACUCCAGCUCCCUAUCCAGGCCCAGCUGCAUCUGACUGACCCAAAAUGUAUUGUUCUAAUGCACUGUAGAAAUGUAUGUAAUGUAUUUAAACCAUGCAACCAUCUGAAUAA